GCCUCUUUUUCUUUUUUACGAAAGUUGCCAUGAAUGCAAUCAGAGUUCCUUCUGGAAUCAAAGUGUUCAAUAGAAUCGCUGACUUUAGACAGUGGCGCCGAAGCCUUUUGUUAGAUAAUAAGACACUUGGUUAUGUACCUACUAUGGGUGCACUUCACCAAGGCCAUCUUGCUUUAGUUUCAGCCGCCAAAAAGCGUUGCGAUCAUGUUGCACUGACUAUUUUUGUCAACCCUGCUCAAUUUGCACCUACUGAAGAUCUCGGCACUUAUCCUCGUACCUUGCAAAGCGACCUCGAUCAACUCGCAGGGUUAGGACAAGGUAUUGCUUCUGCUGUGCUUUUACCCCAGGUAGAAGAAAUGUAUCCUGCAGGCAUCGAUUUAGACGUGUCUAAGCAAAAAGGUACAUUUGUUGAAGUAUUGGGCCUCUCUUCUCAAUUAGAAGGUCAAACGCGCCCUAAUUUCUUUAGAGGCGUUGCUACUGUUGUCUCUAAGUUUUUGAACAUUGUUCAACCUGACAAUGUCUUUUUUGGACAAAAAGACAUUCAACAAUGUUUUGUGAUUCGAAACAUGAUUCGAGAUCUACAUUUCCCUACUAAAAUGCACAUUUGUCCUACUGUCCGUGAUGAAAAUGGAUUAGCACUUUCUUCUAGAAACACUUACUUGUCGCCUCUUCAAAAGCAAUAUGCACUUGUCUUGUCUCGUUCCUUAAAACAUAUGGAAAGCUUAUAUAAUUCAGGCGUUACAAAUGCCACCACAUUAACUCAAACUGGCAUUCAAUUGAUAGAAGAAGCACGUCAACAAGUAGACGCAUUGGAUGAGGAUUGGAAGAUUAAACUUGAUUAUGUCUCUAUUAACUCUGCCAAGGAUUUAAGUGAGAUUACAGGCGACAUUCUUAAGGAAGAUGGUUGUGUGAUUAGUAUGGCUGUCUUUGUUGGUAAAACAAGACUGAUUGAUAACAUUUGUCUCGACAUUGACUUGGAGAAAUAAAGAUUUAUGCAUUGAUAAAGUAAUACUAUACGUCACCAUUUCAUAUUUUGUAAAGUCACAAAGCAUAUAUAUGUCUUGUCAAAUAUUGGCUUAAGCCUUCUACUUACAAUACAGCUGUUGGUAUUUAUGCAACGUUUCCAUUUGUAAUGGCACCCG
Gilbertella persicaria is the source of this 1142-nucleotide messenger RNA. RefSeq names its product pantothenate synthase. Lineage: Eukaryota; Fungi; Mucoromycota; Mucoromycetes; Mucorales; Choanephoraceae. Gene Ontology annotation, biological process: pantothenate biosynthetic process. The transcript is spliced from 6 exons. The coding region runs from base 30 to 986 and encodes 318 amino acids. Gene Ontology annotation, molecular function: pantoate-beta-alanine ligase activity. The record is from RefSeq and is a predicted model, not a curated record.